Lactuca virosa is the source of this 1167-nucleotide messenger RNA. NCBI's taxonomy places the organism in Eukaryota, Viridiplantae, Streptophyta, Magnoliopsida, Asterales, Asteraceae. The record is from the annotation of a GenBank genome assembly.
AUGGAAUUGGACGUAGGAGAUAAUAAAUUAGAUCCCCAAUCGGGGAUUUUGCACUUUCCAGAUGAACUCUUACACUCGAUCUACAAAAAGUUAGACCUAAAUCUUGAUCAAGACUCUUUUGGUCUAACUUGUCACUGUUUUCUCGAUAUUCAAAGUUCAAGUCAUAAAACCUUGGAACUUGAUUGCUCCUCUUCUGCUAGCAUCAACAUUGAUUCAGCUGCAGUCGACAAAUUGCUUAACCGCUUCAGACAGUUACAGUCGUUGUCCUUAAGCGGACGUGAAAACAUCUCAGAUUCAAGUUUAACUAAAUUGCAACAUUAUGGGUCAAAUCUGCACUCUCUUUAUCUAGAUGAUUGUCGUCAAGCUGUCACUGAUGUUGGAAUUUCCUACAUUGCUUCCGGUUGUCCAUCCUUAUCUGUUAUCAGUCUCGCUCGUUGUUCUAUGAUCAAAGAUUCUGGGUUGGAAAUUUUAUCAGAAUCUUGUAAAUCUUUAACAGAAGUGAAUCUUGCAUGUUGCGUCCGCAUAACUGAUCGUGGAAUCUGGGCACUGUCGCAAAACUGUCGUCAACUUAGGGCACUCAAAAUAUCUCAGUGCGAUAAAAUAGUUGGGGUAAGCUUCCAAGGGUGUUCUCCAACGUUGACUUGUUUAGAAGCUGAUAAUUGUGCGUUUGACCCGAUGGGUGUUACUGGGAUUCUAAGUGGGGGUGGUUUAGAGUAUCUGAAUCUUUCUUGUCUUCAUAAGUGCUCAAGGGGAGAUGGAUUCAUAGCAAUUGGUUUAGGCAUUGGUGCAAAUCUUAGAAUCCUUGACUUAUCAACGUGUAGCUUUGUUACGAAUGAUGUAAUAUCAAGAAUCUCGAAAGGGUGUCCAUUGUUGGAAGAGUGGAACUUAUCAGGUUGUACAGAAGUUGAUUAUUCUGGUUGGGUGUCCAUCGGAUUGCAUUGUCGUAAUUUGGUACGACUUCAUGUCAACGGAUGUGAAAAACUUGAUGAUAGAGGGUUACUAGCUUUGGUGAACAACUGCGAUAGCCUCCAAGUCAUAUACUUGACCAAAUGCACUUCCAAUAUUACUCGAUCUGGGAUUCGCAUUUCCAAGAAAAGGAGAAAGGGUGUUGAGAUUAAAAAGGAACAAGUGACGCACAUUACCCCCUGUUGGGCCUUUAUAACAUGA